AUGACACCAAUACGCACAUGGCUGUUCUCGAGCCUGACUGCUUUGCAGCUCUACAUUGAGGGUAUCAAGGCUGAUGGUACUGGCCUUAUUGGAUAUGGGAAGACGUUGUACAACCCGACUUGUUCCUUCGCCUGCCGCAAUGUCAUUCGGAAGCAGACCCUCGCUUGCACGCCAACGGACAGCUCGACGAACCAUGGAACAGCGCACAACCCCGUCUCGACACCGGCAGAAUGCUUUGUCCGAGACAAAACGUUCCUCAAGACCAUGGCACUUUGUAUCGAUGUCUACUGCUCACUGAGCGACAAGCCAUCAAAGAGCCUCCUGAAAGACUAUUGGGCCUCUCAUCUCGGAACUGGCACCCUAGGUAACUACCAAUAUGUCCCAGCUAUGUCAUAUGAAGAAGCGCUCGCUGCUGCACGGGAAGAUGAGCUCAAAGCCAGGGCAGAUCCGGUCAAUCAGACUACCGCAAAGGUCCCCGCAGGUUUGAAGCCAUACAAAGUAACAAGCCCUCUGGCCCUGACUACUGGUGGAAGUGGUGCCCUGAACGAGACACGUUUUGUGGCGCCCGUGCAAUGGCAGUUACAGUGGAACUACAUGUCGGAUUUUGAGAUCAACGAAAAGGGUCACAGCACGAUGGCGAUCAUCAUCGCAGCCGUCGCAAUCUCCCUACCGGUCCUACUGUCCUUGCUUCGUUUCGUGCCAGGCCUCUCAGCAAAUUGCGGCUGGAGCAGUUUCAAGUCGCUUCUUAUAUAUCCCGCGGCCUUUGGAAAAAAGCACCGCGAGCCCGUAGCAGGAGGUUUAGUUCCGACCCGCGGACAGACUCUCUACAUCAUUCUCAUCAGCUUGCUCAACCUCAUCUUACUCGUCGCGCCGUACACCAUCAAGCAGCCCCAGGCGAGCUUCCUUACCAAGGGCAAACAACUUCUCAGCAUCAUCGGCAAUCGUGCCGGAUCUAUGGCCAUGGGAAACGUCAUCGCAUUGUUCCUCUUUUCAUCGCGAAACAGUAUUCUGCUGUAUGUGACAGAUUGGAGCUACAGCACAUAUCUCCUACUCCAUCGUUGGCUUGGCUACUGGGCUUUCUUGCACACUAUGAUCCAUUCCGUUAUGUUGUGGAGAUAUUACAUCCUUGCGGGCUCCUAUUCCGCUGAAAUAUUGCGUUUGUACUGGCAAUGGGGAAUAGUCGGCACUGUCGCUGCCUGUGCACUGAUACCAUUCUCUCUGCUGACUGUCCGACAAAAGUUCUACGAAUUCUUCAUCAUCUCUCACGUCAUUCUAUCUCUUCUUUUCCUCCUUGGAUUUUACUACCAUAUUUGGUAUGUCUAUACCUGGAGCUGGGGCUACGAAAUUUGGAUGUUCGUUGCAGCGGGAAUGUGGGCACUUGAGCGUCUGAUUCGCAUCGCUCGCAUGGUGUUCCAAGGAAGUAGGACGGCCAUCAUAACCGUGAUCCCACAAACAGAAGGUGAAUACAUCAGAAUUGAAGUCGAAGGAAAGCAGCUCAAGUCUGGCGUGGCCUACAUCUGCUUCCCGACACUUAGCUGGCGAUUCUGGGAAACGCAUCCUUUUUCAGUCAGUGGAUACGUUUCAGGUUGUUUUCCGGAUCAUUCCCAUCGUUCCAAUUCUAGUUCCGGUUCAAAUGCCAGUCCCCGGCUCGAUGAUACCAAAGCGAAGGAUGCUUCUGCAAUGAUUACGGCAUCUACAGCGGUAGACAGCGAGACUACUCCAGUCCGCACGACAUUCUUCGCUCGCACGCGGGGCGGAAUUACUAAAAUGUUACAAGAGAGAGCCGCUCGUUCAGAAGGUCAACAGAUUCGAAUGCUGGUUCUAAUCGACGGUCCUUACAAUCACUCAGGAUAUAUUCAUUCACAAUUUUCACAGUGCAGCAGUAUACUCUGCAUCGUCGGCGGAGUCGGCAUUACAGCUAUACUACCUUUCCUGAAAGAGUGUGGAGACAAAGACACAGAGCUGUUUUGGUCCAGUAGGAAAUCUGGACUCGUCGAUGAUUUGACACCAACACUGGAGUCCCUUUCUCCAGAUAUUAAGGUGAAAACAUUGGUCGGCGAGCGCUUCGACCUGGAUAUGAUUAUUCAGCAGAGCUUGGUCCGUCACGAAGCCAGUGGCAAGGGACCUAUGGCAGUCUUAGUUUCCGGCCCACCAGGCUUAGCCGACGAUGUUCGCUACAAACUCAUCAAGGCUGCGCGAACUUCGAAGAAAAGUCAGCCAUUCAUUUUGAUCGACGAAGCCUUUUCUUGGUGAUUCAAUGUAAAAGGGGUUCAAAUAUCAAGUUGAUUAACACAAAUAAUCUCUGUACAUAUCAACAAUCUCCACGCAUCUUCUGCCG
Molecule: messenger RNA, 2338 nt
Organism: Bipolaris maydis ATCC 48331
Lineage: Eukaryota; Fungi; Ascomycota; Dothideomycetes; Pleosporales; Pleosporaceae
Biological process (GO): intracellular iron ion homeostasis; iron ion transport; copper ion import
Cellular component (GO): plasma membrane
Molecular function (GO): ferric-chelate reductase activity
Source: RefSeq, a predicted model, not a curated record